AUGAGGCUCGGGUGUACAGUGGUGACCCCAACAAGACAAGGGAGUGAAGCGGUGCACUCGGUGGAACUCCGUAGCGGAGCGCCACCCUCGGCCGGACUCAGGCUGGGGGUGUCAGUGAUCUCUGCAGGUUUUACAGAAGUGGACAUCGAUGAUGGAAAAGACUGGGAUAUUUUUGACAUAAAUGAAGAAACAGGACUUGAUCUGGAAGAGGGAGACAUAGUGAUUAAAAAGGGAGAUAGCAAGAACAGUAUUCUGGGUUCGGAAUAUCGGUGGCCGACCACUGUGCCUUACUAUCUGGAGGACAGCUUGGAGAUCAAUGCUAAAGGUGUGGUACUGAAAGCAUUCGAGCAAUAUCAACUCAAGACUUGUAUUAACUUCAAACCCUGGAGUGGCGAGCCAAACUACAUUUCUGUAUUCAAAGGUUCUGGGUGUUUUUCAUCUGUGGGGAAUCGUCAUGUAGGAAAGCAAAGGUUAUCAAUUGGAAACAACUGUGAUCGCCUUGCAACUGUGGAGCAUGAGUUCCUGCAUGCUCUGGGUUUCUGGCACGAGCAAUCCAGAGCCGACCGAAACGAUUACGUCAACAUCAUGUGGGACCAGAUUGAAGCUGGCAAAGAGCACAACUUCAACAAUUACGAUGACACAGUGUCCAGCGCUCUAGGCUUCCCUUACGACUACACCUCUGUUAUGCACUACAGUAAAACUGCCUUUAACAAGGAUUCUAAACCGACCAUCGUCACUAAGAUUCCAGAGUUCAUGGACAUCAUUGGCCAACGCAUGGAGUUCAGUUACAGUGAUGUGCGCAAGCUAAAUAGGCUGUAUAACUGCACCACCACCUCUACCUUCAUGGACUCUUGUAGCUUUGAGCAGCCCAAUAUUUGUGGUAUGAUCCAGGGAGAAGAUGCAAAGGCAAAGUGGGUGCGUGUGAAAAGUGUGGAUGGUGGUGCAAACACAGACUACACUAACAUGGGCCAGUGUAAUGGUAUAGGUUUUUUUAUGCAUUUUAGCACAGCUACAGGGAACCCUAGAGAUAACGCUUACUUGGAAAGUCGACUCUUUUAUCCCAAAAGAGGACGCCAGUGCCUGCAAUUCUACAUGCACAACAGCGGGAGUGCUGAUGACCAGCUGAACAUAUGGGUUCAUGAAUAUACCAAGGAAAAUCCUAAAGCAGUGUUGAGACUCAUUCAGACAUUCCGGGGUGGCCUGAGAAACUCCUGGGAGCUUCACCAUGUGACUCUAGACGCAUCUCAAAAGUUCCGGUUCGUGUUUGAAGGGGUGAAGGGAAUGAGAACAUCUCAAGGAGGUCUCUCUCUGGAUGAUGUCAACCUGUCAGAAACACAAUGUCCUCAUCAUACAUGGCACAUACGAAAUUUUACCAGCCUCCUUGCCACAACACCUGUUGGCUCCAAAAUCUACAGCCCGACUUUCUUAUCCCCUGAUGGCUUCUUCCAGAUUGGUCUGUACAUUAAUGGAAAAUCAGGCAGUUCUAAUAAUAUGGGCAUGUACUUGCACUUGACUUCUGGUCCCAAUGAUAGCCAACUGCAAUGGCCAUGCCCAUGGAGACAGGCUACCAUAGCACUGAUGGACCAGCAUCCAAAUAUUCAGCAACGCAUGGAUAAUCAAAGAAUGAUCACCACUGAUCCCAGCAAGACCUCCACCGACUCUCUGGGAAACAUCAAAUAUUUCUGGGAUGACCCACAGAAGGUGGGCAGUCUUGUAAAAAACCCAGACGGUACCUUUUAUUACAGAGGACCGGGUACUGGCACCAGUUCUUUCAUCACUCACAGCCGUCUAAAGAGUCGGGAUUUCAUUAAAGGAAGUGAUGUCAUCUUCCUCCUUAGUCUAGAAGAUGUGACUGGACUUUUGGAGACUCAACCUGUACCUCAGCCUGCUGGCUACAUUGAGGGAAAAAGCUCUUUACCCAGUCUGUCUGCUGUAAACACUACAUCAGCUGUGGUUUUUGCUUUUGUAGCCUUGCUUACAUUGUUGCUUGUGCUUGCAAGUGUGGUGUAUGGUGUCAGGAGACUCCAAAGAAGUGGAGAAACAGACAACGAGAGAGGAAACGUACCAGAAACAGUAAACGGCUGUAAGUGAUAAAAAAAAAAAAAUUGUAAUCGUGUAAUUUAUAUUGCCAUUCUCUGUAUAAAAUAUGAUCCUUUUUCCUUUUCAGAAAUUCUCCAGCUGGCAUACAAUAUAAUUGGAAAAUA
Molecule: messenger RNA, 2204 nt
Organism: Silurus meridionalis
Lineage: Eukaryota; Metazoa; Chordata; Actinopteri; Siluriformes; Siluridae
Gene: mep1ba
Product: meprin A subunit beta a
Biological process (GO): proteolysis
Cellular component (GO): membrane
Molecular function (GO): zinc ion binding; protein binding; metalloendopeptidase activity
Source: RefSeq, a predicted model, not a curated record